Limanda limanda (common dab) is the source of this 2185-nucleotide messenger RNA. It is a transcript of the gene lbh, whose product is annotated as LBH regulator of WNT signaling pathway. NCBI's taxonomy places the organism in Eukaryota, Metazoa, Chordata, Actinopteri, Pleuronectiformes, Pleuronectidae. Bases 215 to 577 code for a protein of 120 amino acids. The record is from RefSeq and is a predicted model, not a curated record. Gene Ontology annotation, cellular component: nucleus. Gene Ontology annotation, biological process: positive regulation of DNA-templated transcription. The transcript is spliced from 3 exons.
CACACAAAACCAGUUGUUUGUUGUUUCCCAGAAGUGUCGCUGUGUGUGUUUUUUUCUGUUCCUGUGAGUUUGAGUCGGAGCGGAGGAGAAGACGAGCAUCACCAACAAGAAAGAAAGAAAGAAAGAAAGAAAGAAAGAAAGAAAGAAAGAAAGUAGAGAGAGAGAGAGAGAGAGAGAGAAGUCCUCGGCUGUAAUUGGCAGCAGGUGGGAAUUCAUGUCUGUAUUCUCCCCGCAGAUUUACUGCCCAGUGUUUGUGCCCAGCCGAGAUAUGACUGAGGUGAUGAUCAACACCACCCCCAUGGAGGACAUGAGGCUCAGCCCCAGCAAGGACAGACUCUCCUUCCAGAUAUUCCCCGACCCCUCGGACUUCGACCGCUGCUGCAAGCUCAAGGAUCGCCUGCCGUCCAUCGUGGUGGAGCCGACAGAGGGAGAGGUCGAGAGCGGAGAGCUUCGCUGGCCACCGGAGGAGUUCCUCAUCAGUGGCGAGGAUGAAGAGGAGGACGACGACGAAGAGGAGGAGGAACACAAUAAUGGCGGCAUCCAAAAUGGACAGGCCACGCAGAAUUCUCAGCACUAGAGGCCGCGCUGAGGCACCCACGCUCCCCUGUUCUGUUUCUCUCUGGUCCACGCUCCCUGUCACACACUGGUUACACUUCACCUCAGCACUCGGCGGACCGACACCUGCCGGACGCACGUGCAGUGUCUCGUGAAGCCAUCUCGCUGCCCUUCGACACCAAAGCAUCACUCCUGCAAGAGAAAGCAACACAAACACACACACACGUUCUCACAAUAAUUUAUCCUCCUGGACUCAAACGCACCCAAACUGACUUGAAAAGAACACACACACACAAACAAACACCCACUUCCUACCAUGCCUCCCUACCACUGUGUGUGUGUGUGUCUCGGCCCAGAACGGAUGUCCCGUGUGACGGCGGCAGCUCAGUGCCUCACGGACAGGUCUUAUGCUGCAGAAGGGGGGGGGGGGCCACUACCGCUCUGUACCUUACUCCAAAAUGGCCGGCGUCAUGACCCCAGAGACUUUAUACUCGCAUACAGAUCCAAUUGUGGUACCCGUGUGGGAUUAUUGUCUACAGCUCACUGUUUCGGUUUCUGGAUUGAUAUGAUUAUUGUGAUCGCCACAGCUGUCCAUAGAUUUGUUAAGUUUGGGGAUUUGCCUUUGUGGGGUAUUUUGUGCAAAAUGUUACUUGGGUUUUAUUUUUUUAACCCCCAUCACAGGAUUUGUUUAAGUUAUAUAAAUAAAUAAAUGUCUGCAUUUACGAUUAAAAAGGAAAGAUUUAAUCAUCUUAAAUGAAUUAGGUGAACGUUAAAGAGGGCGGGAAAAACAGUUAUGAAUGCUUAUGUCAUAAAUUAGUUUAGGACAGAGUCAUGCAACGAUCGUCAUCGCUCCUGUUAUCAUGGGACAAACUGCAGGUCAAUGACAAGGCAAAGAUAAUGUGACGUAAGCGGCUUGUCCAGAAGGCGAGAGCUCGCUAAACCACGAGGGGAGAUUGAAAUGUACAGCCCCGAUGAAGGAUGUGUAAAUACUCGUUCCCCUGAGGCCUUUUUUGUUGCUGUUAGUUUUUGUUCUCAGCAUCUUCGUAUCGCUCUGAGCUGAACGCAUCUGAAUAGAAACUUUCACUUUCCUGGUCUUCCUGUUCUUUAUUUUCUUUUUUUUUUAAAACGGCUUUAUGUCUAACGUUGUGAAGUUCAGCUCACGGGGGGGAAUUCAGACUGUAGGACGAAGUUCACAAACAAGGAUGCGGACGGUAUGUGACGCAGUAUUAAAAGAGUUAGGUCCUGUUAGUGGGAAAUCUCACUCGCUCUCAUUCUAUUCACCCGUAUUAAAAAUGUGGUGGGGUUGGUUUUUUUCUUUUCUUUUCACUUUUUAGAAACGCAACAAACUGUUUGUGAAAAGUCUUGUCGGUCAAUACGUGGAUCUGUGAAUCUGAAAAACUGUCGUACAAGCAUGACUGAUGUACUAUGUCCCUGUUCUCUUUCCGUAGUUUUUCAUUCGAGUGGCAUUAGGGCUCCGUACAAAACAUCUCUCUCUCUUCGUCCGUCACCCACAGGUCCCACAUUGUUUUUGUAAAGCUCAGGGAGAUUAGCCGCCAUCUUUCUCUUGUUUUUUUGUAUUUAGACCACUUUUCUCUGUGACAAUUACAGAGGCUGUAAAUAAACAUUUGAA